GUUCACCCAUCACAGCCUGACGCCUUUGUUGGCCUAUUGUUCCAAUGCAUUCACUUUCGGUUGCCUUGUUCUCGCUUGCUGGUUAGGUAUCCAGCUGACGAAGAACGAUCUAACGUUGGCAGUUGUUUGUGAGCUCGCGGAAGGUGAAGGUCGAUCAGGUCCGCAGUGUCCGGGUCCUGUACUCGAGUGGUUUCUGUGCUGAAGUUUUACCAGGAGUAAGAAACACUCCGAACAGAGUGUAGACACCGAGGAUGGCGAGGGAAGUUUUGCUGCUGAGUCUCUACUUGGCUGUGUUGUGUACGUGGGUAAAUUUCGGUAAUGUUCAGUGUAAGCUAUCCAUUGCGAGAUCUGAAAUUCCCAAUUUGAACUACACGGUCGUUCAACAUCCGGAAGAAGACGAUGGGUGCGAACAAAAUGAGGUCUGUAUGGCGUCAGUCGAGUGCACCUUGGACGCCGAAGUAAAAGCCAAUUUGAAGCCAUGUUCGACGGUCCCCAGCGUCGAUGGCAUUUGCUGCCCGUCCAGCAAGCUCAACGUAACUAGCAGCCAUCACCAGAAACGCUCCAUUCAACAUGCCGCCGAUCGCUUGAUACAAAAUGCCAUUCACGAAGGUCGUCGCGAGUACGACGAGAAGCUUCGCCUUGAAGAUGAAUACCGCGAACUAAUGACUGCCAAGGAUAAACCAGAAGACAUGUUCCACCGUAUGCUUCUCCCCGGCGGUUUGAAGACCAAGCACGUCCUCGAUCCGCAAGAGGAAGCUGAUGUUUACGGACACGUUUUCGCCAGCCGCAAAUACGCCGACUCGACCAAUAUGACUUUGGAGGACCGCCAACGUGACCGGUUUCCGAGGGUACCUAGGGCAAUACAGAAGCGAUGUCUGCCUCCCGUGCCGUGCAAUCCUCAUCGUCGCUACAGAACUAUCAACGGAUCAUGCAACAACCCGUUGCCGGACCGCACCAGCUGGGGUAUGGCGGGUUAUCCGUUUGACCGAGUUCUGUAUCCAGCUUACGAAGAUGGCGUGUGGGCUCCAAGAAUUCAUUCAGUGACCGGAAACCUGCUGCCCAGUGCUCGAGUGAUCUCCGUAGCACUUUUCCCGGAUGCGUAUAGACCGGAUCCAAGAUUGAACAUCUUGUUCAUGCAAAUGGGCCAGUUCGUAUCCCAUGACUUCACCCUUAGCCGUAGUUUUACAACGAAACAUGGUCGUCCCAUCGAGUGCUGCACACAUAAUUGCACGGCCCCUCUGUUUGGACCGCGUCGACACUUUGCGUGCUUCCCAAUCGAAGUUCCUCCAAACGAUCCGUUCUACUCCCGGUUCGGAGUCCGCUGUUUGAACUUGGUCCGCAUUCGGCUAGCUCAUGGACCCAAAUGUCAUCUGGGGUAUGCCAAGCAAGCCGACCUGGUGACUCAUUUCCUCGAUGCGUCCACUGUCUAUGGUUCGACUGAUGAUGUAGCUGCAGAACUUCGAGCUUUCCAUCAGGGUAGACUACGUGACUCGUUCCCGAAUGGAAUUGAAUUGCUUCCAUUCACAAGACACCGUGAAAGGUGUGUUCCAUGGGCUCGGGUAUGCUACGAAGCUGGCGACAUCCGGGUAAACCAGCUACUUGCCCUGACUAUGGUGCAUACGUUGUUUAUGAGGGAACACAACCGACUAGCAUCUGGCUUAAGCCAGGUGAAUCCCCACUGGGACGAUGAACGGCUGUACCAAGAAGCGCGUAGAAUCCUCAUUGCCGAAUACCAGAACGUUAUCUUCAACGAGUUCUUACCAAUCUUGCUUGGUCGCGAGAGGGUACAGCAAUUGGGCUUGGUCGAUCCAUUUGAUACGUACACCAACUACUACGACCCGAAUCUACGCCCGAUGACGUUUGCUGAAGUUGCAGCGGCAGCUCACCGGUACGGACAUUCUCUGGUGGAAGGUUUCUUCAGAUUGCUUUUCCGCGACGAACCACCGAAGGACGUAUUCAUCAAGGAUAUCUUCAACGACCCCUCACUGACCCUCAUUCCGAACAGCUUUGACAUCAUGAUGUUCUCGUUCGGUCAGCAGCCGAUGGAACAAAUGGAUCAUUUUAUCACAACUGGUCUUACGAGGUUCCUCUUCAAGGAGCGCAAACCGUUUGGAUCGGAUCUGGCAUCUAUCAAUAUCCAGCGAGGUCGUGACUUUGCCUUACGCCCAUACAACGAUUACCGCGAAUGGGCCGGACUGGGUCGGAUUACCGAUUUUAGCCAGUUAGGUGAAAUGGGUGCUCUUCUGGCGCGAGUUUAUGAGUCUCCCGACGAUGUUGAUCUAUGGCCAGGUGGUGUGCUGGAAUCUCCAACGGAUGGUGCCGUCAUAGGACCAACAUUCGCCGCGCUGUUAACCGCCGGAUACACUCGUUACAAGCAUGCCGAUCGGUACUAUUUCACCAACGGUCCCGAGGUGAAUCCGGGUGCCUUCACUUUGCAACAACUCGGCGAGAUAAGGCGUACAACGCUGGCCGGUAUUAUUUGCGCCAAUGUGGACCACAAGGAAGAUUUCUACCAAGCCCCUGAAGCUUUUAUGCAAUCCAGCAAGGACAAUGUUCCCGUUCCUUGCACCAACUAUCGCACAGUGAAUCUAGGUCUGUGGCGUGAGGAAGGAUUUUAAAUGUGUUGGCCUUUUCCUGAAAAUGUUCCCAAAAGUGUAACAUUGUCCUAGUAGUGUGUUUUGUUACUGUGUUUAAAAUUUGUAUUUUUGUUGUUUAAAAUUUGUAUUUUU
This is a messenger RNA of Aedes aegypti (yellow fever mosquito), 2729 nucleotides long. Its product is annotated as chorion peroxidase-like. Gene Ontology annotation, molecular function: heme binding; peroxidase activity. The coding region runs from base 252 to 2618 and encodes 788 amino acids. The transcript is spliced from 4 exons. Lineage: Eukaryota; Metazoa; Arthropoda; Insecta; Diptera; Culicidae. The record is from RefSeq and is a predicted model, not a curated record. Gene Ontology annotation, biological process: response to oxidative stress.